Magnolia sinica is the source of this 1190-nucleotide messenger RNA. RefSeq names its product flavonol synthase/flavanone 3-hydroxylase-like. NCBI's taxonomy places the organism in Eukaryota, Viridiplantae, Streptophyta, Magnoliopsida, Magnoliales, Magnoliaceae. The record is from RefSeq and is a predicted model, not a curated record. The transcript is spliced from 3 exons. Bases 89 to 1096 code for a protein of 335 amino acids. Gene Ontology annotation, biological process: response to light stimulus. Gene Ontology annotation, molecular function: flavonol synthase activity.
GAAAAAGAGAAUACAAAGGAAGACCCCUUCUUACCUUGUUCUACACACCAUUUUCUACUACCUUUUGACUCAAUUUCUUUUUCUAGGAAUGGAGGUUGAAAGGGUGCAGGCCAUUGCAUCUAUGUUCACAGCCAAAGAUGGCAUCCCUGCCGAAUUCGUCCGCUCAGAGAACGAACGUCCGGGGAUCACCACCUUCCAAGGUCCAGUCCCUGAUGUCCCGACCAUCGAUCUUCGUGACCCAGAUCGCGAAAAGAUCAUACGAGAAAUCGCUGAUGCUAGCCAAGAGUGGGGAAUUUUCCAAGUAGUAAACCAUGGGAUACCAGACGACAUAAUAAGAAAGUUGCAAGAUGUAGGGAAAGAAUUCUUCGGGCUUCCACAAGAAGAGAAGGAGGAGUAUGCAAUAAAGCCGGAAUCCGAUACGUUGGAAGGUUACGGUACAAAGCUCCAGAAGGACAUGGAAGGUAAGAAGGCUUGGGUGGAUUUCUUCUUCCACAACAUAUGGCCACUUUCUCGCAUUAACCACAAUGUGUGGCCCAAGAACCCUCCUGCUUACAGGGAGGCUAAUGAGGAGUACGCGAAAUACAUGCAGAAUGUGGUGGACGAUCUGCUGAGUAGCCUUUCGCUAGGGCUAGGAUUGGAGGCGGGUGUGCUAAAAGACGCGGUGGGUGGAGAUGAUCUGGAGUUUCUGUUGAAGAUAAAUUACUACCCUCCAUGUCCUCGGCCAGAUCUUGCGUUGGGUGUGGUGGCCCACACCGACAUGUCAGCAAUAACUGUUCUUGUGCCGAAUGAAAUAUCGGGUCUGCAGGUCUUCAAGGACGAUAUCUGGUUCGACGUCAAGUACAUUCCCAACGCUCUCAUUGUCCACAUCGGGGACCAGACUGAGAUAUUAAGUAAUGGAAAGUACAAGAGCGUGUUGCACAGGACGACAGUGAACAAGGAGAAGACAAGGAUGUCAUGGCCGGUAUUUUGUUCACCACCAGCUGAAAUGGUGGUAGGACCUCUCACUCAGCUUGUGGACGACCAAAACCCUCCUAAAUUCAAGACAAAGAAGUACAAGGAUUAUCAGUAUUGUAAGCUUAAUAAACUUCCUCAGUAGAGAGUUGAGUGAUGGAUUGUUUCCGCUGCUUUUGCCCUUCUUAUCUUAUUAUUAUUGAUAAAUGCAGAGACUAUUCUCUGCUUUGUGUUUCCAA